ACAGCAGCUUGGGGUUAAAGUAUACAUCCUGCGUGAUGAUCGCUUGCGUGUGACGUCAGCGGAGGCCAACACCAAACUAGGAACUAGCAGUCGUAACCGUGAUGCAUGCUGGGUGCGUAGACCGGCAAGAAGAAGAAGAGACAGAACGUAGAUCUUUAGGGAACAUUUGGAAGGACGGGGAGAGUCUGAUAGCUGGAGGCAGAGAGUUCCAUGCAGAAGUCUUGCAGUCAGGAAUGGGAUGAAGAGAGACGAAGGAACAGCAGAUAAGAAAAGAAUACCAGGAGAGGACAAUAUUAAUCUGACAUUGGUGUGAUACUACAGGUAACAUGAGUGCUAUUGCUCAGUCUGUUAAGAAAUGAAUGAACUGAAAUCUAAAUUCCAGUGCACCCCACCAGCAACAUUACAAAUUCCUGCUGAAGUUGCAACCUCCAAGUUCUAUAUGUCACCUGCUGAUGACUUUGAUGUGCAGAUUGCCAACCUGGUGGAAGUGUUUUUGGUUGAAAUUUAUAGGUGCAAGGUAUGCCAGUUUACUAGCAGCCUGAAAAAUAAAAUGUGUCUUCAUGUGUCAGAUGUUCACCAGCUAGACCAACUACAGUUCCUUUCUAGGGACUUGGAAAUAAACACUGAUCAAGAUGAAAAUGAUUCCUAUGGCAUUGGAGAGGAUAUUACGCAAGAAAACAAAGAUAAUGAGGAGAACCUGGAGAAAAUGCCCUUCUUGUUACCUGUGUAUAGAAUGCUGAACACAAUGAGCCCAGAAUCAUGUGAUAUGAGCAUUGGCGAUCAAUGUGACAAUGCAAAUUUGACAAAUUCAAGUGAAGUGAAUUCGCUCUUUGGAGAGGAUCCAUCUCCUUUCCAGCUGGAUGAGUCUGCUCCAGCAGAAUCAAUUCCUCCUUCCAGUACUACAAACUCUCCUACGUUCAGUAAAAGCAAAGACGAGGAAGAUGCUCAGUGUGAGCAUCUCUUGUCUCUUGGGCUUUGCAGAAUCUCCAGUAUCAAGACACAUUCUUUAUCAUCUGGAACGGAGACCUCAGAAGUCACGCUGAAAAGGAGUCUUUCUAAGAGACACAGCAAAGUUACAAAAGAUGAUGUUUGUACGCAUAUAGGAAGGAGUAUGGCAAAAGGCGUUAAUGACAAACAAAAGUAUAUGUGUGAAAUUUGUCAGCUACAGCUAAAAUCAAAAGACUGUUAUAGAGUCCACAUGCAGUGUCACGGAAAGGAUGGUGGUUUUAAGUGUUUUCAUUGUAACUGCUAUACAGUGGAAUGGAUUGCAAUGGAAAAGCAUUUAAAAACUCACAGCAGUAUAAAAAUGGGUUAUAAUUGUCAGGUGUGCAAGAAACAUUUUUUUAUGCGCAGAAAUUGGAAAGCACAUAUGAGAAUCCAUAACAUAAAAAAGAAUGCCUUCUUCUGCUCAAAAUGCCCUUCCUCCUUUGAAACAGAACAUAUCAGAAAUCUGCACCUGACAUGCCAUCAUGAAGAUGGAUUUAAAUGUUGGCAGUGUGGAUUUGUAGAUCAUGAAUGGAGCAAGAUCUAUAAACAUCUGUGUGUUCAUGACAGCAGUCUUCAGCCCUAUAUAUGUAGUACGUGCAACCAAAGAUUUUACAGAGAGGCACAGCUGAAAGCACACUUGGCCAAACAUAGAAAACAUGGCUCUGUCUCAUGCCCACUGUGUGAACAGACAUUUACGAGCAACUAUCAAGUGAACCUACAUCAUAAAAAUUUCCAUCGCAAACAGAAGACCAGGGAAAGUGUUAAGAAAAAGAAAACAGAAGAUCACACAUUUGCUGUUGAGGCUAGUGUCCCUGCCAAGACACCGAAAAUUCCAGUCCUAGAAUUCACCUGUAAUAUUUGCAGCAGGAAUUGUUCUUCUAAGCUGGCACUACAGAGGCACAUGGGAGUGCACGCUGGAGACAAACCAUUUCAGUGCCAACAGUGCGAGUAUAAAACCAGACUGAAGGCUUCAUUAAUACAACAUAUGAGAGUACAUACUGGUGAGAAGCCAUUUAAAUGUAAGUUAUGCUCAUAUGCAUCAAUAGAUGCCAGCUCUUUGCGCCGACAUAUCAGAACCCACACCAGCGAGAAGCCUUAUAAAUGUCAGCAGUGUUCAUAUAGCUGUAUACAGAAGAAAAGUCUUGAUCUGCAUGUCCGGCGUCACCACACGGGGGAGAUGUUCAACUGCAACUUUUGUCAUUAUUCGUCCCCUGACAAACAGUUACUGCAGAAGCAUACAAAGAAGCAUCAUGUCACAGAACACUCCAAAAGUAUCAACACCAGUUGACAAAUAUUGGCUAUUUUGGUGGACUUUAAAGAACCUUAUUUUUAUCUAGCAAAUGAAGAGUACACAUCCAGGCCACAAAGUCUUGAUGCCUAUUAAAUUAUGUCCAUAGAAGGAUUAAAGGAUACUCUAAGAUUCCCUCAAAAUUGUAAAUCUUGGGGAUAUAAUGGACUAUGCAUAUGUUCAUUCUCGAAAUAGGAACUUCACUUUAAUGGAACAGUUCAGUUUAAAAAUAAAAAAUGGAUAAAUAGGCUGUGCAAAAUAAAAAAUGUUUCUAAUAUAGUUAGGCAAAAAUGUAAUGUACCAAUAUGUGACACAGCUCCGUUCAAGGAUUUUUAGUUUAAAAAGCCUUUAUUUAGCACAUGGCUUUAAUGAUCUGCAACAAUACAACGUUUCGGGCCUGCUUCCUGUUACUGAUACAUUUACUGUGUUACAAUUUAUACUUUCUCAAACAGAGCCAUCUCAUGGCUGCAAUGUAUAACUUCUCCCAACAAUUCAACAAAGAAUCAAAAUUGUAUCACUUAUCUCUUGUAGUUACAUUUAGGUCAUGGGGUUCUAGUGUUUCCAAUAAAUGAAUCCAUUUGGCUUC
This is a messenger RNA of Xenopus laevis (African clawed frog), 2861 nucleotides long. Its product is annotated as provisional ortholog of zinc finger protein 26 L homeolog. Gene Ontology annotation, biological process: regulation of gene expression; positive regulation of transcription by RNA polymerase II. Bases 356 to 2275 code for a protein of 639 amino acids. NCBI's taxonomy places the organism in Eukaryota, Metazoa, Chordata, Amphibia, Anura, Pipidae. Gene Ontology annotation, cellular component: nucleus. The record is from RefSeq and is a predicted model, not a curated record. The transcript has 9 exons.